Messenger RNA from Eruca vesicaria subsp. sativa (arugula), 705 nucleotides. Lineage: Eukaryota; Viridiplantae; Streptophyta; Magnoliopsida; Brassicales; Brassicaceae. The record is from the annotation of a GenBank genome assembly.
UCGUCAAAAAGAAACAAGAUGAAUAUCUUUAACCAAUCUCAAAACCUAGUCCUAGCCACAACCAUUUUCCUUGUUUUCAUUGCUCCCCUAAGAGCCCAAGACAGCCCACAAGACUUUUUGGCCGCUCACAACCAAGCACGAGCAGCGGUUGGGGUGGGUCCUUUAACGUGGGACGAGAGAGUGGCUGCAUAUGCUCGCGACUACGCAAACCAGCGUAGAGGUGACUGCGCCUUGGAACACUCGAGUGGGCCCUAUGGAGAGAAUAUUGCCUGGAGCAGCGGUGACAUGUCAGGCAUUGGAGCAGUUAACAUGUGGGUGAACGAGCAGGCUGACUAUGAUUAUGGUUCCAACACCUGUGCCUCGGGAAAACAGUGUGGCCACUAUACUCAGAUUGUGUGGAAAAACUCGGUGAGGAUGGGAUGUGCAAAAGUGAGAUGCGACAAUGGUGAAACCUUCAUUACGUGCAACUAUGAUCCUCAAGGUAAUUUUGUGGGCCAGUGGCCUUACUAAGUCUGAAUUUUUCGAAAAGUAUGUUAUACAUACAUGUAUGUAUUAUUGUUUCUAUGUUGUUCAGUUAUACCAAUCUUCAUCAUCAGCUAAUAAUGAUUGGUUUCUCCGGUUCAGUUCUCUUUGUACCAUAUAUAUGUGGACUUUUGUAAUGGAAUAAUAAAAAUGCAAUGCUACGGCUUGCACUUGCUUUGUGUG